Molecule: messenger RNA, 1858 nt
Organism: Musca domestica (house fly)
Lineage: Eukaryota; Metazoa; Arthropoda; Insecta; Diptera; Muscidae
Gene: NtR
Exons: 8
Coding region: 44-1771 (575 amino acids)
Biological process (GO): signal transduction; chemical synaptic transmission; monoatomic ion transmembrane transport
Cellular component (GO): membrane; synapse; neuron projection
Molecular function (GO): extracellular ligand-gated monoatomic ion channel activity; transmembrane signaling receptor activity; neurotransmitter receptor activity
Source: RefSeq, a predicted model, not a curated record
GGUUCGUUUUUCAAGAAAUAAAAAAAAGAUCGCGGAGUGGAAUAUGGGUUUGAAAAAAAUAUUUUUAGUUUUGUGGACCAUAUCAAUUGGGCUCCAAGAGGCUAUGGCCGACUUCAAAUACAAUGUCAGUUUGGCCCAAAUGGAUACAUGUCGUCACUAUACGAUACCCACAAAUCGGGGUUAUCAUUAUGCGGAUUUUUUCCAUUUGACCCAUUUAAAGAACAACAAACUGGGUGACAAUGAAUUGUUGCAUUUGAAAUUCUACGUCAUGGCGGCGCGGGAUGCCCACAUUUUGUUGGCGACCACAGAUCAUCCGCGUUUAUCUGACAAGGUCUAUGAAAUCGUCAUUGGUGCCGGUCGCAAUUCAUUCUCAACGAUACGCCUCAACAUGGGACGUGGACGUGUUGCCACCAAUCAGGAUCCCAGUAUUUUAUCAAUGCUCGAUCCCACACCCAUUGAAGUUAUUCAGACGAAGGAUGCCAAUUUGUUGGUUUACAUAACGGGUUUCAAAGACGAACCCUUGAUGAAUUUUACCGACACCUCACCAUUGGCCGUUGAGUAUCUAAGCUUCACAACCUAUGACGGUGUACCGGCCAGUUGGUUCUAUGAUUGUCAAUUUGAUGGCUUUGCCAAUGAACUGGAGGAGGAGGUGCGUGAGCAAACGCCACAGCAGCGGUUGGUGCAAAAUAUUACCGCCAUGGCUGAGAAUGGCUCAUUUCCGGUUGAUUUGAAAACAGUGGAAUUUGAUUUUGUUGUGGCGUCCGUAAGUUAUCAGCAUGAUCGGGGAAUGCUGCAGGCCAGACUGAAUUUGAGAAUGAAUUGGUUGGAUUCCCGCAUUAUUUGGGACCCCAAGAAUUUCGGCAACAUAAAUGCCAUACAGCAUGAUGAGUAUGAGAUCUGGCUGCCCCAUCUAUUGGUUGUCAAUGGUGUUUCGAAUUCCAAAUCCCUGCUGCAGGAGGAACAUAAAAUCAAAAUUCGUCACAAUGGCCAGGUGGGUGUGGAAUUUUACAAUGUCUUCAUUAGUACCUGGUGCCCAAAUCCCUAUGAAAAUUGGCCAAAUGAAGAACUGACGUGUGACAUUGUUUUUGGGCUGGAUCAGGGACCUUUGGAGUCGUUGACUUUAAGCUACAAUGGAACAUGGUCACAUCCUGUCAUAAAUUCCCUAUCGGAAUGGAGUUUGCGUGAGAUCCGGGUAACUCCCGUUGCCGGUGGUGCCAAUAUGCGUUAUACCGACAAACAAAUUCUGCAGGCCAUGGAUGGAGAUGUGGCGUUGGAGUUUGCCAUUGCCCGAAAUGGACGUUUCUAUAGGAAUGUGUUUUCGAUGCCGAUUUUGGCUUCCCAAAUCCUCAUCAUAUUGUCGUUUCUCCUGCGCGGCUAUCGCCGUGGCGCUUUAAUUUUGGUUGUUAUGGUAGUCUUGAUGCUGGGCCUAAUGUUCCUAACCAAACAUGCUCCCACAUUUUACAUACCACCCAUAAUGUUGGCCUAUCAGCACAUCCUGCGAACGGCCACAUUCUGUUAUAUCCUGCAUAUCUGCCUUAUGUGGCUGGAGUUAUACCCACCCAAGUGUAAACCCUAUGGCUGGCUGACAUCGGCCAUUAAUUUCUCACCCUUGAGGCUGGUGCUGUGCAUGAGAUUGAGUGAUUCCGACGACUUCAUCGACUCCCAGCAGCAACCAUGGUGCGAGGUGGCCAAGAUCCUGAAUGCCUUGUGUUUUGUGUUGAUCAACAUUGUCUGUGUAUUGGUGGUGGUCACCCUGUUGCCUCAUGUCUAGCCUUAAUUAUUGAAAUCCAGUUUUUUUUUAUAAAAUUAAAAAAAAUAAAAUAAAAUCGAAUGUAUUUUUGUGAAAAAAGUUCCAAAA